AUGCUCGAGUCCAUAGUUCCCGCCAUCGUCAACAACUGGCCGAUUGCCCUCGCCGUUGUUGGCGUCGCUUACUUGCUCAGAAACUACUUCUACCAUGGCCUGAACAAGUACCCGGGGCCUGUGUUGGCGAGAUUCACCGACUGGUGGAGGUUCUUUGACGUACUAGGGAGACGACCAGACAUCACACAUCUCAAACUACACCGAAAGCAUGGAGACAUCGUCCGACUGGGCCCAAACAUGCUAUCCUUUGCGAAUCCGCGGGCGUUGAAGACGAUAUACGGAUUGAACAAAGGCUUUGUCAAGUCCGGGUUCUAUCCCGUGCAGCAGGGGGUCAGCAAGGGCAAGCGACUGCCGUCGCUGUUUUCCACCACUGACGAGGCCUACCACGCCAACCUUCGGAGAUCCGUGAACAAUGCCUUCGCCAUGAGCCAACUAGUUCAGUACGAACCUGGCGUGACUGAGUGUGUCGAGGUGUUUCUUGACCAGACGGAGAAGCUGUACGCAAGCACAGGCAAAGUGUGCGACUUUGCCGAGUGGCUCCAAUUCUUCGCCUUUGAUGUCAUCGGAUAUAUCACUUACAGCAAACGCCAUGGUUUCAUUGAAGGGAACAAAGACGUCGACGGCAUGGUCGGAUAUCUGGGACAUCUCUUCUCCUAUGUGGCACCGAUCGGACAAAUACCGUGGUUGGAUCUCCUUUUCUUGAAGAAUCCGCUGGUCCUGCUGCUGGAUCGACUUGGGGUCAAGCUGUUCGCUUUUCCAGUAGCAACCUUUGCUCAACAACGAAUGUCGGAAAGAUUGGCCGAAAUGGAAGCCCAGGGCGUCGAAAAGGGCACGUCAAAACCGGACUUGUUGUCGAUGUUCUUGAAGGCACAAAACGACCGUCCGGACUUCAUGACUGACCACCGAGUUCUGACCAUGGCCAUCUCGAUGGCAUUUGCCGGGUCAGAGACCACGGCCAUCAGCUUGGCGGCCGUGUUUUACUAUCUCUUGCGCAACCCGCGAUGCCUUGAGAAAUUGAACAAGGAGUUGAACGACGCCGUGGAAGAAGGAAAGAUGGCAGACACCCCCACGGGAACCGUAACAUGGACCGAAUCACAACAACUACCAUACCUCGAUGCCUGUAUCAAAGAGGCAUUCCGGAUGCACCCAGCGGCAGGACUGCCUCUGGAGAGAAUCACACCCCCGCAGGGAAUUGAGAUCGACGGUCACUUCAUUCCGGGAGGCACCAUUGUCGGUUGCAAUGCGUGGGUCAUCCACAAGCGGGAAGACAUCUUUGGAAAACAGAUCGACAGCUACAUCCCGGAGAGGUGGCUUGAUGCUGGAAAGGAACAGCUGAAGGAAAUGAAUGGCGCCUUGUUCCAGUUCGGAGCUGGCUCGAGAACGUGCAUUGGCAAGAACAUCAGUCUCCUGGAGAUGUACAAGCUGAUACCAGCAUUCCUGCGACGUUUUGAGAUCGAAUUUGAGGACCCCAGCAAGGACUGGAAGUUGCAUAAUGCUUGGUUCGUCAAAGAACACGAUUUCUACUGCCGCUUCAAGCCAAGAAAGGCGCAAUGA
Molecule: messenger RNA, 1554 nt
Organism: Cladophialophora yegresii CBS 114405
Lineage: Eukaryota; Fungi; Ascomycota; Eurotiomycetes; Chaetothyriales; Herpotrichiellaceae
Exons: 6
Coding region: 1-1554 (517 amino acids)
Molecular function (GO): monooxygenase activity; oxidoreductase activity, acting on paired donors, with incorporation or reduction of molecular oxygen; iron ion binding
Source: RefSeq, a predicted model, not a curated record